AUGGACCUAGCUUACGGUAUCCGAAAUAGUAUAAGUUAUAAGGCCAUGUCUGAAUCUCACUCACUUCAUGACGCUUUCUUCGUGAGGAAACGAAACGUUAGUGAACUUCACUACUACCUGAAUGACCUUAAUUCACACAUCAGUUUCAGUACGGAGAUAGAGUCUACUUCUCGUACACUGCCCUUCGAAGACUGCGUGACGCAUAAGAAGAGGUUGAUCAGACAGCAGUCCCAAACUGAAGUAAAGAAUAAACUUCAGGGCAGUGAAUAUCAAGCUAGUUUGAUUAGGCGUCAGUUACGAGGGACGUUCGUACUGAUUGGAACUGCUGUGAUUCCGUACAAACCAGGGAUAUCGGAAGUCAUUCAAAGAAUUCAGAAUAAGGCUAACAUAAGAUUAGCUUUUUCGAAGGGAAACACUCUGUGCUCUGAAUUGGUACAGAGCCCGCCUGCAAAGAGAACCAAGGACCGUGUCUACAAAAUUAACGACUGCACUACGGCCUACUUAGGACAGACGGCCGGGGAAGCAUACUCGAGGAUCGGAGGACACAGGCUGUCGAUAAUUGCACAUGGAUAUCGAGCGUUACUGAAAGACUCAGUAAUGUCGGAACAUGAACUGGGCAUGGGACAAAAAAUAGAUCAUUCAGAUAUCCCAACAUAUCAACGAAUGUGGGAGUUUAUGAACGCAAACAAGUCAUUGUUUGUCAAUAAAACCGAGGAUGGCAUUGUCCGUGCCUUGAAUGGUGACUACGCCUUCAUUUUGGAAUCCACGCUGAACGAGUAUUAUUCUCAAAGGAAUUGUCAGCUGACACCUCUCGGUGGUCUGUUAGACCCGCGAGGUUACGGAAUCGGUUUGCCGAUUGGAAAUAACGGACUUCGGGACUUAUUGUCUGAGGGCAUACUCAAAUUGCAAAAGGAUCAAACACUGGAAAAGAUGCGCCAGUACUGGCUACAACGUUACAACGCCACAGUACCCUGCUAUUUACAGUCUUCACAAUCUGCCCUACCUUCGCGAACACAACUGACAAUGGCCAAAAUGUCGAGUGCAUUUAUCGGACUCGGAGCAGGAUUGUUGCUGGGAUUAAUUGUUUGGGUGGGAGAAAUGAUAAAUUGGCUUCAAAAGUUACGACACAGUCCCAAUCGACGUAGCUGUACCGAAGUGUGCACCCAUCUUCGUCACGUUCUGUGCGAAAGCUGUAACCGUGGUCGGAGACGAUCGUUGGACGAAGCGCUCAUUUUGCCUUACAAACGUCAAGAAUCCGAACAGACAGUCCCAAAUGGGGUAGUCGGAAUAGGUCAACAAAUAAGCAGCAGUAACAAAAACAAUGCUAGUUCUGGAGCUACUCGACCGCCAAAAGUGACCGCCUUGUAG
Opisthorchis viverrini is the source of this 1368-nucleotide messenger RNA. RefSeq lists its product as hypothetical. NCBI's taxonomy places the organism in Eukaryota, Metazoa, Platyhelminthes, Trematoda, Opisthorchiida, Opisthorchiidae. Bases 1 to 1368 code for a protein of 455 amino acids. Gene Ontology annotation, molecular function: transmitter-gated monoatomic ion channel activity involved in regulation of postsynaptic membrane potential; glutamate receptor activity. The transcript has 8 exons. The record is from RefSeq and is a predicted model, not a curated record. Gene Ontology annotation, cellular component: plasma membrane; postsynaptic membrane. Gene Ontology annotation, biological process: modulation of chemical synaptic transmission; synaptic transmission, glutamatergic.